UCUCCAUCGUUUUUAUUUUGUUGAACUCCAUAACUCCUCUUAUUUGGGUCCACAAAACUCCAUAGUCUAUGCCCACUGAGUGAAGACUCGAGAGCCACUGGUCGUAAAGGAUUCACAUGAGGUUGGUUUGGAGGCAAGCCCAAUAGAGGAUGGCAGUGAGGCCCAACUGCUACGCCACAGCCAUAUUGGACCAAAAAGAGUUCACAGUUCACACAAUGAUGUGGUUCAGAUGAAAUGAACGUGAUCUCCAUUACUCCUAAAAUUCAAAGAUCAUUUAGUUUAAUUUAAUGAUUAGUUCGUACAAGUCGAGUGUUUAUUUUUCCAUUAGAGGACUAUGUCUUGAGAAUUAUUCUGCCAGGCGUGUGGAGACUAUUAAAGAAUUGAUGCGAGUAUUGUCAACUCUCAUCCAUCAUCCAAACUCUAGAUGGCUGGCACGUUCAUGAACAAGAGCCCCACAACCAAGACAUCACACAGAAAGGGACAAAGAAAACAUUAAUUGGCAUUUGAAAGAGAGAAUCACCAAAGUUCAAAGUCAAGGCCUUCAUUAAUGUGCGUGUGUGUAUAUAAGGACAGAGUUGAUGAAGUCAUUUGGAACUAACCCGACAUGGGAAGGGCACGUAUGAGGUUGUGCUUUGGUCACGCCACGCCUCGUGUUCGAGCCUUUUCUGCAUCCAAGUCUCCUUCCUCCUCUGCUUCUAUCAAAUAUGCAAAAAGAACUGAGUUUUCAAGCAACACAAACCACGACCCUGCCAAUAAGAUAAUGGUGGUUGUUGAUUCUAGCUUUGAGGCUAAGGGGGCUCUUGAAUGGGCUCUCUCUCACACCGUUCAGACUCGGGACACUCUUGUUCUUCUUCAUGUAUCCAACCCCACUAGAGAAGGUACGGAAUGUGGUGCGAAGUUUAAUGUGAAGGCUUAUCAAGUUCUCCUUGACAUGAAAAGCAUGUGCGAAACGAAGAGACCCGGGGUGCAAGUGAAUGUGGUGAUGGUUGAAGGAGAGGAGAAGGGUGUUGCAAUAGUGGAAGAGGCAAAGCAACAGAGGGUGUCACUGUUGGUAGUGGGACAAAGAAAACGAUCCAUGUUGCGGUGCAUCGUGAGGAGGUGGCUACGAAAGAAAACAAGACCUGGGGUUGUUGACUAUUGUAUACAAAACUCGCCUUGCAUCACCAUUGCAGUCAGGAAGAAGAAUAAGAAACAUGGAGGCUAUUUGAUUACUACUAAACGCCAUAAAAAGUUUUGGCUUUUGGCUUGAUAUUAUUAUUAUUAUUGUUAUUAUCAACAUGCAUCAAAUGGGAUAAUGUAUUGUCUCUCAAUUGCAUCCUUGUUACUCAAAAUUGUAAUGUACUUUGCAUCAAAUGUGCAUUUUUUAAGUAGUCAUUGUGGAGCUGCAACGUUGUACAAGGAAAAUGAAUGAUGUUCAAUUACAAGGUAGUGGUCGUUUCUGUGUUUUUGGGUCGUAAACAGAUUAAAAGGUUUAAGUUACAAUUUCUGAUUGGGUGAAGGAGUGUGAGAUAAAGAGCAAAUGCGAGGAUGCACAAAUAUAUGAUUGCAUUGCAUUUGACGUAAAGAUGUCAUCUCAAAGACAUGGUCUGGCGUGACUCUUGAAUAAAAAAUUAAACUUAAGGUUCUUAAAAUUCCUAUUUAAUUAUCUUUGGUCAUUUGCAUCUUCAGAGAUGUG
Molecule: messenger RNA, 1675 nt
Organism: Cajanus cajan (pigeon pea)
Lineage: Eukaryota; Viridiplantae; Streptophyta; Magnoliopsida; Fabales; Fabaceae
Source: RefSeq, a predicted model, not a curated record